AUGGACAGAGCAAAUGACCAACAACGCCAACAAGUGUAUCGAGCAUUUACAUCUGAUUCGUUCCUUCGUCUGGCAUUAAACUAUGAGCCAGGUAUUGAAUAUUGCUCUCAUUCGAAAGUGACGAUUGGUGUUAUAGACAAGGAAAGUCCCCAUUGCCAUGUGCUUAAAUUAAAAAAUAAGCCAGUCGGGAUGUGUUGCGCGUCAAGAAAAGUGCAACUAUAA
Molecule: messenger RNA, 222 nt
Organism: Macrosiphum euphorbiae (potato aphid)
Lineage: Eukaryota; Metazoa; Arthropoda; Insecta; Hemiptera; Aphididae
Source: the annotation of a GenBank genome assembly